AUGUCCAACUCAACACCCACCCCCCUCCCAAAAUACAUCUACAAAAUCCUCCCCUCCACCCCCGCACCACCCACUCCCCUCCCCGCCUCCCUCCCCCUCUCCGCCCUCGACUCCCGCCACAACUUCAUGCACCUCAGCACCUCGUCCCAGAUCCUCCGCACCCUCCAGAAUUUCUUCUCCUCAGAAUCCCACGUGUACAUCCUCCGGAUCCCGUACGAGCGAGUCGCGAGGUUUAUUGUUUGGGAGGACACCAAGGGGAAUGCGCCGCCUGAGAAUGAGGGGGCUUGGGAUGUGGAUCAGAGAAGGGAGUUCUUUCCGCAUGUUUAUGGGAAUGCGGGGCCUGGGGAGGGGGAGCAGGGAUUGAAGAUGGGGAGGGAGGAGGUGGAGAGUGUGGGGGUUUGGAGGAGGGGGAGUGGAGAGGGGAGUUGGAGGGUUGAAGGGUGGCCGUUUGGAGAGGAUGGUCCGAGGGAGUGA
Messenger RNA from Cadophora gregata, 474 nucleotides. RefSeq lists its product as uncharacterized. Bases 1 to 474 code for a protein of 157 amino acids. NCBI's taxonomy places the organism in Eukaryota, Fungi, Ascomycota, Leotiomycetes, Helotiales, Ploettnerulaceae. The transcript has a single exon. The record is from RefSeq and is a predicted model, not a curated record.